This is a messenger RNA of Nanorana parkeri, 268 nucleotides long. RefSeq names its product Dexi homolog (gene DEXI). The record is from RefSeq and is a predicted model, not a curated record. NCBI's taxonomy places the organism in Eukaryota, Metazoa, Chordata, Amphibia, Anura, Dicroglossidae. The transcript has a single exon. Bases 17 to 268 code for a protein of 83 amino acids.
UCCGUCAUCCUAGUGCAUGCUGUCCGCACAUCUGGAUUCCCCGGGACAUACGCUCAAUGAGACCCCCUAUAUGUUUUACGUGGGACUGUUCUUUGUCAACGUGCUGACCUUGUAUUAUGCCUUCCUGAUGGAGUACAUCGCCCUCAAUGUGGGCAUCGUCUUCCUGCCUGAGGACAUGGAUCAGGCUCUGGUGGACCUGGGAGUGCUGUCAGACCCCGCUUCUCUGCUCUACGACGCCGACAACGAGCUGGACGGCUACCUGGAAUAA